UUGUGAUCAUUUAAGGAAUUUUACAAAUAUUUUUUAACAAAAAAUCUUUAUUUGAUUAAAAAAAUAAGAAAAUUAAAAAACCUGAUAAAAUAAAGGUUUUAUAAAAUUUUAAAUUACAAAAAAUUAAAUAUAAAAGUAUAAAAAAGUGAAAAUUUUAAAAAAUCUUCAGAGAGUUUAAAAAAAUUCCUGCUAAACAAAUAACCAUUACUUGAAUAAUUUCAAAAUAUUCGGAAACAAAUAAAUUUGUAUAAAACAUAACAUCUAGCGUGUUGAAAAUAGAACGCUAAUUUGAACUAAUUGAUUUGAACAAUUGUGUUAAAAUUAAAUUAAAACUUAAUUUUAUUUCAAAUACAACAAAAAUGACAAAAAUAAUACAGUUAAAAUUGUCAACAAUAAUUUUGGCCGCUUUGAUUAGUUGCGUUCAUCCGGAAUCGGAAUUUACCUAUUUCGGGACUAUGGGACCUGAUCAUUGGAGCGAACACUAUAAUCAGUGUUCGGGUAAACAUCAAAGUCCUAUUAAUAUCAAUGAUGUUGAUGUGGUCAAUCGCACUUAUUCGAAAAUGUUGUUUAAGAAUUUUGCCCAAUUACCUGUGGAGGCAAUUGUUUUCAAUAAUGGUCAUACGGUUUUGGUGAAAUUGAAUUUUGAGGGAGAUAUACCCACCAUAUCAGAUGGACCUUUAGAGGGUAAAGGUACUUAUCAAUUUCAACAGUUACAUUUCCAUUGGGGCGAAGAUAAUUCGGUUGGUAGUGAGGAUCGCAUCAAUGAUGUAGCAUAUCCCAUGGAAUUGCAUGUAGUCUUUCGCAAUGCUAAAUAUGACAGCUUUGAGGAGGCCGUUAGAAAAGAUGAUGGCGUUCUGGUGUUGGCGGCAUUCUAUGAGAUUGGCAAUUACACCAACAUGGAGUAUGAUCAGUUCACUUCACAUUUAGAGCACAUCCAUGAGCCACAUACAAAUGUAACAUUAACACAACCCAUGGACUUGUUUAGUUUCUUAACAGACGAUUUGAGUAGAUAUUACUCAUAUAUAGGCUCAUUGACCACACCACCCUGCAGUGAAGAUGUUAUUUGGAUUGAUUUUAUAAAUCCCAUAGGUAUCUCCGAAGAAGUGAUUGAACGUUUCCGUUAUUUGAAAACAUUUGAUGGUUCCUCCUUAACCCACAAUUUCCGCCCAGUACAACCCUUAAACAAUCGCAAAGUUUACAGGGCGGUGCCUCAGCAAGAUGAAAGAAUGCCCGCCAAUUUAGCCAAUGACGCUUCAAGAACUUUAUUUAAAAUUUCUGUUGGCUGUUUAAGUAUUUUAAUAGCAUUUUUUAAUUUAAACUCACAUUUUCAUUAAUAUUAAUUUAUUUUAAGCCAUAUUUAGUAUAGUUUUUAUUUAGUAAAUAGUUAGAUAUUAAAUUAGUUGUAUAUUACGAGUAUUAAUUACAUCAAUAACAACACAGGUUUACAAAAUUAUUCAUAGUAUUUUAUAAGGUGCUGCAACAGCGAAUUUAUAUUAAUAUAGAAAACUAUUGAAAUAAAAAUAUCUAAGUUAAAUGCAGAAAAAAUUCAUAUUAGUUCCACCUAAAUUCAAUAUUUUACAAAUUAACUAGAUAGAUCAAAUUUAUUGAGUCACACAUUUUGAUCGGAAUAAUUUCAAUUCUGUUCGAUUUCAUUUUUGCUUCUUCUGAUUUCGUUUGAUUUGUUAAUUCCCAAAAAGAUUUAAUAUUUCUGUUUUUCUGAUUAUUUCCAAAAAAAACUAUCAGUUUUUAUUUUUUCUAAUGAUGUAAAAUACGCAAUUAAUUUCACUUUCGAUCGGAAUGGAAUACUGUGACAGGGGAAAUAAAAUUUAGAUUUGAUUUAAAUUGAAUUACUCAUUCAAAACCAGAGCUUCAAUUUGAGCUUUAUUUAUUAAAAUUUUAAUUCGGAAUUAAAAAAUGCUAACUAUUGCAUAAAUCCGUUGGGAAUGGAUUAGUUCUUUAGUUUCAUUCAAAGACUUUUAUUUAAAUAGAAUUCAGGAAUUAAUUCAAAACUUUGGAAUUAACUCGAUUUACAGAACAGAAUCUUAUUCAAGAAUU
Molecule: messenger RNA, 2055 nt
Organism: Calliphora vicina (urban bluebottle blowfly)
Lineage: Eukaryota; Metazoa; Arthropoda; Insecta; Diptera; Calliphoridae
Gene: CAH2
Product: Carbonic anhydrase 2
Exons: 5
Coding region: 360-1334 (324 amino acids)
Biological process (GO): one-carbon metabolic process
Cellular component (GO): plasma membrane
Molecular function (GO): zinc ion binding; carbonate dehydratase activity
Source: RefSeq, a predicted model, not a curated record